Messenger RNA from Phaedon cochleariae (mustard beetle), 1132 nucleotides. NCBI's taxonomy places the organism in Eukaryota, Metazoa, Arthropoda, Insecta, Coleoptera, Chrysomelidae. The record is from the annotation of a GenBank genome assembly.
AUUUCCACCUACUUUGUCACCAGCUCCCAACUAGUGGUUUAUAAGAUACAUUUCAUACGUGUUUAUGAACAACAAAUAUUAGUUAAAAUGCUCGUCAAAAUAGGAGCAAUUUUAGUGUGGAUUUGUGUGUGUGUUGAUGUGACUCAUCAGGAAACAGAAUUUGAACAACAAUCAUUGGUUUCCUAUACAAAUUGCAGAGUGGAUUCAGACUGCCAUCAGAAGAGCAAUCAUUCAUUUUGUUUCGAUAACGAUCAAGAAAAAAUAGGAAGAUGCAAAUGUUUAGAAGGAUACGAACUGUUCAGCAGAAACAAGACUUCUUUCGCAUGCUUAGGGUCUGCAGGUUAUGGAGAGCAAUGUGAAAGAAACGUACAAUGCCAACUGAGUUUAACGGAAAAUGCCGAGUGUUCUGAUGGCCUUUGUCGAUGUAAAGAAAAUUCACAUUUAUUCACCGACAAAAAAUGCUAUGUCUCUGUUGUACUGGGCGAUUUUUGUCGCGGAGACAGCAAUUGCUGGCUGAACGACGGCACGUUCGGCAAUUGCAACAAUGGCAGAUGCGGGUGCAAAUUCGACAGGCAAGUGCCGGCAUCUGACCGCCAAAGCUGCGUCGACGGGCGUCGUUUGGCAGAGUCCUGCAACAACGACGCUCAAUGCGGCGUCGUCCCGAACUCGGUUUGCCGAGUGACAUGCACGUGCGCGGCGAAUUAUGCGCUUUCCAGAGACGAGAAGAAGUGCCUGAGGGUUGCUACGGAGUUGGGCGAUCUCUGCGAAGAAAACGAGCAGUGCUCUUCAUUCCUGAAGGGCACUGUUUGCAGCCGCGGAAGAUGCGAAUGCCCAGCAGGACAACACUUUUACAGCAAUCGCUGUACCAGGACGGCCCUGCUAGGACAGUCCUGCGAAAACCAUGAGGAAUGUUUGCCCAACGAGGGGUUUUCCGGGGUAAUAGAGUGUUUUGGGGGUGGGUGUCGAUGUUUGCCGGGGGUGGUUAAUGAAACCGUAGGGUGUAAUGGUUCGUUUGGUGUUCGUGCGAGUAUUUUGACUGUAUUUUUGACUUUUAGUUUUUAUACGAUAUUUCAAUAAAAUUCAACGAUAAGACGAUAGGGAUUGUGUUUUAUUGGUAUUCUACUUUAUUCAA